Messenger RNA from Mya arenaria, 1075 nucleotides. RefSeq lists its product as uncharacterized. Bases 43 to 576 code for a protein of 177 amino acids. NCBI's taxonomy places the organism in Eukaryota, Metazoa, Mollusca, Bivalvia, Myida, Myidae. The record is from RefSeq and is a predicted model, not a curated record. The transcript is spliced from 5 exons.
CUUAAGUCUAGGGUCUCAUUGUUGAUUUAAUAUCAGGACAAAAUGCUUAAGCUUAAGAUAAUAUUUUUAUUUUCAUGGUUUCUAUGUUAUGUGUGUGAUUUUAAUUCCGUUGAUUCUGCAAUAUAUAUGCCAAAUGCAGUCAAAGGCGGAUUAAGCUUCCGGAAUUGUAACAGCACGCCUGUACCCCUCACCUUUGAGCAUGUUGACAUUCAACCCGACCCCGUGCAAAUGGACCUUGGCUACAUCAAUCUCAGUAUGAAUGCAACACUCACGAAGAUGAUUGGUAAUUCGAGCAAGGUUGAUGCCAGUUUGAGCAUACGACUGAAGACAGAGCACGGUGAAACGGAGCUUUGCUAUAUUCUUGGAGAGAAAUGUUACGUUUCUGACGUUUGCCACUGGGUCAAGUCAACGCUCAACGUCCCAACGUGUACUUUUCCACCGUUUCAAGGUAAGUUGUUUCACAAAAGACGACACUUCACAGAUCUUCAUAGUGAAGGGACAAUUUACAAUCAAAGCAAACGUCAGAGAAUUAGGGGAGCCAGUGGCAUGCCUAGAAUGGACCAUGUGCUUGAAUGAUUGCAGUUUACUUUGAACAAACAUGAUGAUCAUCUACGUUGAAAGAGAAGUGGCGUCGGAGAAGUUUGCCUAGUUGCACUUAUAUGUUCACAUAAAUAAGAUUUGUACAACAUUGAUGUAUAAGUUUUGCUUCACCAUACUAAUAAACAGUAUUUGCUGAAACAUUCAAGCAUCGAGUUUACCCUUUUUUAACAAAACUGACUCAUUAUAUUUUUUUUAAAUAAAAGAAAUUGUUACGUUGCGUAAUAAACAAAAAAAACUGUCCGAGCAUGAGAUACUUGGGAGCUGAGUUAAGGGAAUGCUACCUCAGUCGUUUUUGAAUAUCAGAAAAAGAGGUUAUGAUGUUUCUUUGAAUCCGAUUUAAACAAUUGUUUGUUAUGAGAUUAACACGUCAACAAGGUAGCUCAGUUAUGGGCACUUUAAGCUUAUACUCCGGUUCUAGGUGGUUCAAGAUCUACACUGUACACAUUUAUUUACAGGUUUAAUGAUAUUAUAUGAA